This is a messenger RNA of Strongylus vulgaris, 897 nucleotides long. Lineage: Eukaryota; Metazoa; Nematoda; Chromadorea; Rhabditida; Strongylidae. The record is from the annotation of a GenBank genome assembly.
AUGGUUGCCGUAUCCCUAUUCAUUUCUAAGCCCAUACCAUUUGUCGAGGAGAUGCUCGAAGCGUUUGCAAGCUUGGAUUACCCAAAGAAGAAGAUAGUGCUAUACAUUUACAACUCACAACCUUUAACCAUCAAGACGGUCAUGAAUUUUUUAUCCAAGCACGGUGACGAGUACUACUCCAAAAAGGUGAUAAAUGGUGUCUCGGAGAUUGGCGACAGAGAGGCGAGGCAGGAUGCUUUAACGUUUGCAUCACGAUUUGAGACUGAAUUCCUAUUCCUUCUGGAUGGAGAUGUUAUGAUAACGAAUGAGAGGACUCUACAGAUUCUGAUCGAAGCGUCAAUAAACUACGAGUUGGGUAUUGUUGCCCCGUUAGUUGGACAACCACAUAAAAUGUUUACGAACUUCUGGGGAGCAAUUGCGCCUAAUGGUUACUAUCGCCGAAGCGAAGACUAUAUGGAAAUUGUACAGGGCAAGAGAUCCGGUAUCUGGAAUGGCCAUUUCAUGUACGUAAACAAUGAGUAUUACUUUGGUUUUCUCGUUGUCAGUGAUGAAUUUGCUGAGACUGUAAAGAAGGGCAAAUUACACCCAGAAAUGUGGGAAAUUUUCGAGAACCGCGAGAUCUGGGAAGCACGCUACCUGCACAAAGACUACAAGAAAUUACUCGAGGAAAAUCACGAAAUCAGUCAAGCCUGUCCUGACGUUUACCACUUUCCGCUGUUGUCUGAAAGAUUCUGCAAAGAAAUGAUUGAAGAAAUGGAACAUUUCGGGAAAUGGAGCGAUGGAACAAAUAAUGAUCCUCGCCUUGCUGGAGGCUACGAGAACGUUCCUACCAGAGACAUCCACAUGAACCAGGUAAUUCCAUGCAUAUCUCUACUAAUAGAUUGCCUCUUUUCCUGA